This is a messenger RNA of Selaginella moellendorffii, 928 nucleotides long. RefSeq lists its product as uncharacterized. The transcript is spliced from 2 exons. Bases 245 to 928 code for a protein of 227 amino acids. Lineage: Eukaryota; Viridiplantae; Streptophyta; Lycopodiopsida; Selaginellales; Selaginellaceae. Gene Ontology annotation, biological process: regulation of cell cycle. Gene Ontology annotation, cellular component: nucleus. The record is from RefSeq and is a predicted model, not a curated record.
UGAUGCAGCGUGCGUGACGGACAGUCGGAUAAGGAACACUUCGGCCGAACAAGCUCCCAACAAUGCUCUAUACCCGAAGUCAAUACCUUUCACAGAGGCGCUGGUUCCAUCGACGUACAAGCUGACUAGCCCGAAUGAGCUUGAACAAGUCACGGUGCAGCCCAGCCAGCUCUUGGUAAAGCAACUUGAGACUGUCGAAAAGAAUUUGACGAUCGCCGCAGGCAAUGCUUUGGAUGAUCACUCCAUGAUUUGGACAACAAGCGAUUCCACUGGUUCGGAUACACUUGAAAGGCUACCAGCGGAGCCUUCAGCUGAAGAAACGUGCCAGAUUCUGGGAGAUGUGGAGCUACUUGAUCUAGAAAAUCCAGCGUACGUGGCAGACAGUCGAAGAGAAAACACUUCGACCGAACAAGAAAAGCAUGCUUCCAACAAUGCUUCAGGCCACAAGUCUGGUUCCAUCAACGAACAAGAAGUACCUACUACGGAUACGUGGACCAAAGUGCCGGAAGCUGAUGAAAAGGAUACCGUAGCCAACGAUUUGGACAUGCAGUCGAGAGUAUUUACCGGCUUUAGUUCCAUCAGCAAGCGGCUUACUAGCUCGGACAUGCUAAGACCCGUCGCUGCUUUUGAGCACGACCUUUCAGUUCUUUGCGUGGCACUCAACGCAAGGAGUCAGGAGGUGGAUAUCUGCGUCUCUUGUGGUCCUCUGGAGAAGCACGGUGUACAACUAUAUGUAUACCGUAUUUCCCUUGACAACAACUUGCUAUCGGAGGCAACGUUGCUACAGUCCUUUUCACUGGAUUCUUACGAAAAUUCUGGAACAGACUCUCUGAAGCAAGCGGAGUUUGGAAUUCAACUCACUGCAGACGGCGACAGCCUUCAACUUUUGCUGUUCAUAGCCCCGAGCUUCCCAGUCAGUCGAACAUAG